AUGCAUAUUCUUUUAUCGGUUGCUUGCGUGCUUGGAGUAGUAGCUGCAGCUCCAAGUGGAGGUUAUGGUUACGGUUACGACCAGAUAUCUGUUGUCGAUGGUUAUACCGAACCACGUUAUGAGUUUAACUACGCCGUGAAUGAUCCAAGUACCGGCGACAACAAGUCCCAGUCUGAAACCCGGGAAGGCGGCGUCGUGAGGGGAUCAUAUUCAUUGGCUGAACCCGACGGUACUAUACGUGUGGUGGAGUACACAGCUGAUGAUGUUCGCGGUUUCAACGCAGUAGUCAAGCGGAUCGGCCAGGCCUCGCACCCACAAACAAUUAGGCCGGUUGUCAAAGAAGUUGUGCAACCAGUCUACCAACCGAUCCAAGAGUCGGUCUACGAUUCCGUAUCGUUGCCGAUCACAGACGGAUAUUCUAUCGGCAAUGACUACAACCUCGGUGGAUACGAGGGAUACCAGAGUGACUUAGGUCUUGGUUUAGAAUUAGGAUACGGAGGAUAUGAUCUAGGAGGUCUCGGACACGGCUACGGCGGACACUAA
Danaus chrysippus (African queen) is the source of this 543-nucleotide messenger RNA. The record is from the annotation of a GenBank genome assembly. Lineage: Eukaryota; Metazoa; Arthropoda; Insecta; Lepidoptera; Nymphalidae.